AUGGCAUCGUUGCAGAGACAAGAUCAGGCUAACCUGCCUUGCCCCGCUUGGGUAUGGUCCAACAAUCACAACGUUCACGUCGCCAAAGACCGUUCUUGGUUCGGCGACGAUUAUGUUUCUAUCGAUUCUGCUAUCAACAACGGCGCGACUCAAGUUGUCGGCAUAGGCACGGUCGAGCUUCCCACAGAGACAUUCCCUCAUGGAAACAAUCCAGGCUCCCAUGGCAUCCUCCGUCUGAAGAAUGUACUGCACGCCCCAGACAUUUUUUUGCAACAUCAUCGGAUCGCCGCUGAGGGAAAGCACUUGACUAUGUUUACAGUUAUAUAUUGUACAAAGUUCCACUGA
Messenger RNA from Fusarium venenatum, 345 nucleotides. RefSeq lists its product as uncharacterized. Lineage: Eukaryota; Fungi; Ascomycota; Sordariomycetes; Hypocreales; Nectriaceae. The record is from RefSeq and is a predicted model, not a curated record.